Messenger RNA from Drosophila serrata, 3613 nucleotides. RefSeq names its product multiple wing hairs (gene mwh). Gene Ontology annotation, molecular function: small GTPase binding; actin filament binding. Gene Ontology annotation, cellular component: cytosol. The record is from RefSeq and is a predicted model, not a curated record. Gene Ontology annotation, biological process: regulation of cell shape; cell migration; cortical actin cytoskeleton organization. Lineage: Eukaryota; Metazoa; Arthropoda; Insecta; Diptera; Drosophilidae.
CUCCAGUCUCCAGGUUCCCCCGAGUGGGCAAUGACUGACAGGCGCCGAACCGCGACGUCGUCGUAAUGGGCAACCGCAUUGCAUCCACCCGAGGCGACAUCUGCGGCGGCGUGGAGGAGGGAGCCGCCGGCGAGGGCACCUCCAGGUUCAACACGCGUCGUCGCUACCAGCAACACAAGCGGGAGUACUGCCUGCAGAGCGAGUAUCGCUCCAAGACGCUCCCAGCCCGUCAUCCGCAUCAUGACCAGAGCCACGAUCAGGGCGAGGAGCGGCUGGGCUCCAGCAGCUGCCUAGGAGCCGGACCCAAUGCCUCCAAUGGCACGCCUCCACACAAUGGGGAGACAUCGAGGGUGCUGUUUCUGCUCUACUUGAUCAAUCGCACCUGGAACGUUGUCAUGGACACGAUGGACACACGCACCAAGAGUCGUUCUCCACGCGGCAAUUCUCCGCAAAAGGAGGAGACCGCAGAUAUUGAGCUGCAAGAGCGGCCACUGGAUGAAGAGUGCUCCAUUGGCAUCACCGACUUGGAUGCCUCAUCCCUCUGUUCCCAGUACUCUUGCUGCAGUUGCAGCUACUGCGAUGUGGAGACAGUGGGCACACAGACAAAUGUAUACAGCUCCAUUGGCGACGACUAUUCCCUGGACUCGAUGUAUGAAGUGGGCAAAUCGGUGGCAGACAGCGACAGCUCGACACUGCAGAGACACCAGCUCCGCCCGGGACACCGCCUCCAGAUGGCUCCCAGCAUGUGCGAGCUGCCAGGCCAGGGUCAGGUGCCUACCCAGAGCCAGAGCCAGAGCCAGAUCCAAAUGCCCCACAAAGCAGGUGGCUCCAACAGCUCGGGGACGAACAAGUGCGGAGCCAGCAGCCUCAAUGGAUCCCUCGCCUCCUACAAGAUAGGUGGCUCCGAGCAGAGUUGGCCUCAGGCCCCCGUGUUUAGUAAGGAAAAUCAACGUCCACCUGUAUACAAUCCCGAGGAUUAUGUAUACUCCUUGAGGAAGUUCACCAAGGGCAGCAGCUCGGGCAAGAAGCAAUCGAUCUACGAUGUCAGCACUGGGCUCAGUGCCAAGGAGGAGGCAUCCAGAUCAGCCACUCUGCCAGCCAAGCAUUCAGAGUACAAAUCUCCCAUUCCUGCUCCGCCGGUAAAUGAAAGGGAGAUGUCUAUGCGGCAGUUUGGCUCCAUAACCGAUUUGCUAACCAAGCUGCGUGCCGAUCUUCGAGUUUCUUUCAGCAGCUUUGUCCAAGAGUUUGUGGCUACGCCUGCGGAUGGCAUCAGUCACUUGUUGGAGGUCCUGCGAGCCAUUCAAAUGGCUCAGGCCAGUAAUGCACCAGCCCCGUUGCCAGGAGCCAGCAGUUCCCUGGCCAUGAACAGGAAUCCCCAGAGCUAUCAGCGUCGUGCUCUGCUUGAUGAACUGUCUUGCCUGCAAUGUCUGAGCAUUUGCUGCUCGCGAUCUCUGGAUGCCAUAGCCCGCUUGGGGAACACACCCGUUGGUCUCAUGCCGCUGGCCUCCUCGGCCACGGGACAGGGCAUUCGAGCCCGGAUCCUGGCCCUGCAGCUGCUGGCCUCCGCCUGCGACCGGCAGCCUUUUGGCAGCGGCACGGGUAGCCACAAAAUAGCCUCCACAGGUCACACAGCCGUCUCUGACGCCAUGUCCACGUUGCGCCUGAGAUGCAGUGAACCAGUCCGUUUCCGGCUGCUGGUUGGCAUAUUGAAUAGCGGCGGUGGAUCCGGGGAACUGCAGUGUGCGGGUGUCAAAUUUCUCAACACCUUCAUUGAGAGCGCUGUGAGCAUCCAGCAGCGCCUGUACAUCCAGGCUGAACUCUUCCAAGCGGGACUCGAUGCCAGCACCUUGGCCCGUACCAUUUCCUCCUCCUCGCCGUGGCUGGAUGCUUUGAAAAGCGAGGUGAAGCGGUUCAACGAGCUCCACAUAGACGUGGAUAAGAUGAUGGCCCAGGCGAGGGAUGCAGAACGUGUCCGCAGCCAGAUGGUGAUCCUGGAGCGGAGGGUUCAGAUCCUGCACGAGGAGAAGGCCGUUCUGACCUCCAUGGAGAGGCGGCUGCAGGAGCGCUGUGCCGAGCUACAGCGGGAGAUCUUCCGCAUGCAGGGUGCCCAGCAGCAGUCCAACUUCAAACCGGUGGAGUCUGCACACCAACCGGUGGCCCUACCACGCCAGGUACCGCCCAGCACCAAAACGAAGCCGACGAGCAGCUCGGAGCACGAGGACGAGGGCAUUAGCAGCUCAGAAACAGGUGCCUCCCUCAGCCCAGUGCCCAUUCUCGUGCUGCCCUCCAAGGUGAAGCAGUCGCGAAAGGCGACAGCGGCGGUCGAGGAGGAUGACGAUGAUGCAGCCACCAUUGAAGAUGUCAUUGAGGAACUGGACAACAUUGUGAGCGAAGCGGAGAAGCAAAUCAGCAGCCAGGCGGGCACUAGCUCGAGGCCCAGGAUGCGGCAGAUUCGACCCACGGAGCAGGAAAUUGUGCCGGUGAAUAUAGUGCCACAGCCACCGAGAAAAUCCCGAUCCCUGGCACACCUGGUGCCCCGCACGGAUUGCUCUGAGCAAGAUGGCUCCGACUACGGAAUGGCGGUCCUGCAUCAGCCGGGUGAUCCCGAUGCCGCUGAGCGCCUGGCCGCCAUGCACACCUUCUUCGAUGAGGUGGACUAUGACGCCCCGGAGACGGACCAGCCAUCGGCCUAUCAAAUGGACUCACCCUCGCCGGAUAUGCCAGAGGCGAAUGCCACAGCCACGGCCUACAAUGCCAGCACCAAUCGAGAGCUGCUCGAUGUGAUUAUGAAUGCGCGGCACGACGAGCACGAUCCUACCAUGCAAGCCCUGCGAAAGAGUGUCCAAGAUGUGGCGCCCAUCAUGACGGUUCCCCAACAUCAAACCACGAAAGUUAAGGCACCAGCUCCACCACCUCCAGCACCGCCGGCUCAGCAAUUCAAUGGGGUCUUCUUUAUGACGGGCAUGAACACACCGCAGAAGUAUCCCAAGCCGGACAUCACGGCUGCUCUGCAGGCUCGCCGUGUCACCAAGAAUGUGGAGCGCCUAGAGGCGGCUUUUGCAUCCUCUCACUCCUCCCACGCCCACGAAGCCCUCAAUGAGGCGGCCAUCGGCAGGGAGAAGUCACGGAGCAAUCAGCAGAUCUACUUCACCAGCAAUCCGGCAAUGCGGAUGCAUGAAACCCCAAACUAUCCCAGCGCCAGCGGAGGAAAGGGUGCCUCAGCGCGAACCCGAUCCUACACCCAGGGAUCCAUGUCCAAGGUGACGGACCUGCCCUCUGGUCUGUACUAACUGCCUAACAUAUACUUCGAAAGAUUCUCCAGAUCCUGUGCAAUAGCAGUCCACUCCUAGGUUAUAUUCGCUCUACAACAUUCGCGUAUUUAUAUAUACAUUUAAUAGAUAUAUCCACAGAUAAUAUAUAUAUAUAUAUAUAUAUAUUCGUAUUUAUGCAAUCAUCUCGAGAUAACUGCGCCCGAGACUAGCUUAGUGACGGUGGCAGCUUCAACAGGGUAACUAGCCGAUAAGCGUUAGCUCAGUAGUAGUUCUUCACGUCUAGCGUAAUUAUAUUUCCAUGUUUAUUUUUCUUUGAAUAAAGUUUAUACUCUACAUCGAUA